GCAGCCAAAGGUCAACAGGGGGCGCCAUGUGAGGACUGCCUGAGUAUAUAAAUGUGGAUUUGCACAGAGAGCUGCCCACUUAAAGCAAACCAGAGGACAUUUGGAGAAGGUUUGAAGCUGGAUGGUUGCUGCUCACAGCCUGGAGAGAUAAGUGAUCAGCGAUCCCUCAUCCUGAACGUCAGUCAGGGAGGCUCGCUCUGCCCUUCCAGCUUGCUCUUCUCUCUCUUCUCUCUCCGAAAUCCUCUCCUCUGGUUCUUUGCCCUUUCCCUCUCUGUUGCCUGUCAUUCGCCUUCCCCCCAACCAUGCCUCCGACCCUGGCCACAGCGUUCGCCCGGCGCUGGUGGAUGGCAGUGACUGCCAUCAUUGAGAAUCUGCUCUUCUCUGCCGUCUUGCUGGGAUGGGGAUCGCUCCUCAUCAUGCUCAAGUCAGAAGGCUUCUACUCGUACCUUUGCAACGAGGAGGGUAACAGCUCGCACUACAACCUAUCCCAACCGCAGCCAAUGUCAAGACCCGACGAUUACUCUGACUACUACGAAGACGAGGUCGGCGUGGUGGGCCUGGGCGACGGCGUGGAGAUGCGACCCCUGGCCCCCGCAGAUGGGCCCAUGAGGAUGAACGGCUGGCUCAUCUGCAAAGAACAGGACGAGAUGCUGAACCUGGCUUUCACGGUGGGCUCCUUCCUGCUCUCAGCCAUCACCCUGCCGCUGGGGAUCGUAAUGGACAAAUACGGACCUCGCAAGCUCCGUCUGCUGGGCAGCACAUGCUUUGGACUGUCCUGUCUACUCAUUGCUUACGGAGCCUACCAACCAAAUGAACUCUCCGUCCUUAUCUUCAUUGCCCUGACUUUCAACGGCUUUGGGGGCAUGUGCAUGACCUUCACCUCCCUCACACUCCCUAAUAUGUUUGGAGACCUCCGUUCAACAUUCAUUGCCCUGAUGAUUGGCUCCUAUGCCUCCUCUGCUGUCACCUUCCCUGGUGUCAAGGUGAUCUAUGACUUAGGCAUACCUUUCAUCACUAUCCUGGUUGUGUGGGCCGCCUGCGCUGGACUGGUCUUCUUGAACUGCUUCUUGAACUGGCCACUGGAGCCGUUCCCCGGACCAGAGGACAUGGACUACACUGUAAAGAUCAAGUUCAGCUGGCUGGGCUUUGACCAUAAAAUCACCGGGAAGCAGUUCUACAGCCAAGUCACCACAGUGGGUCGUCGUCUGAGCCUGGGCCCCAACCUGAAGCAAAAAGAGGUAGCAACUCAAGAUGGGCGAAAGCUCUGCCUAUCCACCAUGGACCUGGAAAUGGACUCCAAGACAAAAGAAGAAUCCCAGUCAUUCCUGAAAACUAUCAUCAGCCCGAUUUUCAUGCUCAGUCUGGUGACCAUGUCCGUCACUCAGCUGCGUCUCUUGUUCUACAUGGGAGCCAUGAACAGCGUGCUGGAGGCGCUCAGCGACGGAGACUUCAAUACAGUGGAAAGGAUGGAACUGGUGAGUCUGUACUCCUCCAUCUUUGGCGUCCUGCAGCUGCUUUGCCUGAUGACCACUCCUGUGAUUGGUCAGAUCAUGGACUGGAAGUUGAAAGACUGCGACGAAGCAGAGGAAGAAAAGGAACCCUUCAGCAAGGGUGAGACAAAGAAAAAACGCAGAGACAAAAAGAUCCAGAAGGUGACCAACGCCCUGAGAGCCUUCGUCCUCACAAACGUCCUUUUAGUGGGAUUUGGGAUCACCUGCUUAAUACCCAACCUCCCCUUGCAGAUUGUGUCAUUUGUCUUACACACCGUGGUGAGAGGAUUCAUUCACUCUGCUGUUGGAGGCCUCUAUGCUGCUGUGUAUCCCUCCUCACAGUUCGGCAGUUUAACUGGCAUGCAGUCUCUGGUCAGCGCCGUGUUUGCUCUGCUGCAGCAACCCCUGUUUUUGGCCAUGAUGGGACCUCUAAACGGAGACCCGCUCUGGGUCAACGUUGGGCUCUUUGUACUCAGCAUGCUGGGCUUCCUGCUGCCUCUCUACCUGAUCUGCUACAGAAGGACGCUCUACAAAGAGCAACAGGCGAAGGAGGACAACGUCAAGAUCUACUUGAAAAUCAAUGGCUCUGACAUCCCCGAGGCCUUCGUCUAGAGAAAAGCAAAUGUGAAAAAAAAUCACAAAAAUGAAGGAGACAUGGAGACACAUAUGCGAUCCAAUGAUACGUGCACACAAAAGCAUAUGUUGUAAAAGGACAGCAAAAAAAUGUUAGCAUUUCAUUGACUGUCCUGCUCAUUUAUGACAAAUCACACUAAGAUAAACUAAUGCUGCAGUUGAAACUAGUCAGUGGACGGUUGGUGACACACUGGAGGGGAAAGAAGGACAAGAGAGAGGAAAGACUGUGAAAGGAAGGAGGCAUCAGCCCUCUGCAUUCCCCCCAAAUCCUCUGAUUUCUCUUUUUAUUCCCUCUCCUGUGAGCUGGUGCCAUUCAACAUGAAACUGCUUUAACUUCCCCCGCAAGAACAGAGAAAGGAGGAAUUUCUACCAGUGAAACCAGCAAAUCUGAUAAAUGUCACCAACACGACCAGACAAUUUGUGUACUAAUGUUAUGAGUCUUGUUUUCUUAUCUUUUUUUUUAUAUACUUUUAAUCAACCGUAAAUCCCAUCACAUGGUGCUACCUAUCCAUUGUCACAUGGUGUAAGAUACAGUUAAAGUGGAGUAAAUGGCAUUAAUGAGUGACAGAGAGAAGAGACAUUGCUGCUGAUGUUUCUCAGGAGAGUACAUAAGACAUGACUAACCAUGGAGCUAUGAAUAUACUGUAAUAUUAGAUGAAUGUCUAUUUAUUUUAGACUUUAGAUUGCUAUUUGUACUUUAAGUUUACUGGGGGGCUUUUAUGUAAAAGGGAAGAUUAGUACACUGACUGUUAAGUGAAAACAGUUUCCACUUUGUCUUACACGAUAACACUAGCGUCAAAACAACAUUUAGGUUUUCUGAAUGUUUUACAGUAGAUCCAUAGUUAUUCAGGUGCCUUAGCUUAAAGUCAAUAUUUAAUCCAGUCUGUCUGCCUACUGUUGAGAGACACUCAGCACUUUUGUUCCUUUUUUUCCCCACAAAAAACUCAUUUAAGCACUUUCUCCUGAUGCACCUCCUGGGAAACAGCUCCUGCUUUAAUUGACCCUCUCCUACCUUCCUACAUGUAUUUAUUUCAUUAUAAAAAAAACUCUCUUUUCCAUGAUAAAUUCCUCUUUGUAUUUUAAUUGUUUAAACUACUCUGGUAUCUGAUUGAAUACUGUGUUGUUUGGGCUCUCUCUUUUAUCUCUGAAUGUAACGUGGAGAUGUUUUGUUGUGAAGAUAGAUAUCCAUGUUUAAUAUGGACACAUUUGUGCAGCGUUAAUAAAGAUUCUUGCUAUUUUUUUUUUUUUCCCACCGCUUA
Molecule: messenger RNA, 3382 nt
Organism: Mugil cephalus (flathead mullet)
Lineage: Eukaryota; Metazoa; Chordata; Actinopteri; Mugiliformes; Mugilidae
Gene: slc43a2b
Product: solute carrier family 43 member 2b
Exons: 15
Coding region: 303-2102 (599 amino acids)
Biological process (GO): transmembrane transport; neutral amino acid transport
Molecular function (GO): neutral L-amino acid transmembrane transporter activity; L-amino acid transmembrane transporter activity
Source: RefSeq, a predicted model, not a curated record